AUGAUAUCUUUCACUAUACAUGCAGAGAUAAAACAUACAACUGUUUUAGAUGAUAGUCUAGGUUUAGCUCUUUGGUUUGCAGCCCGUGGAAAAGGUGUUUUGCACAGUUCAAGUGAAUUCGAAGAGAAAUGCACUUCGUCAGCAAAGUUUCUGUUCCUCGGUUCUGGUAUAGAUGAGCAAUUAGCUGGUUAUGCUCGUCAUCUAACAACAUAUAAGGAAGUCUGUGACUUCGCAACAAGCAUCAAUCCAGAACCUUCAGGUUACCUAGCCGAUUUGGUAUUUACAAGUUACUUGGUCGCAUUUCAUCGUUUUGUGUUAUUCAAAUUCAGUCAUUUAAUGUUACGCCAUAUAUCAAUAUUUUUUGGUUUCAACAGUUUUGCAUUUGAUAAAAAUAAUUUCGAAAAUUCUAUGGAUAUGUAGAUCAUUUGAUGCUGGCUUAGCGGUUUCAAGGUUAAGCAAUAGCCAUGGCACGUGAAGCUGCUUUGUACUAAGACAUCUAGUAAAUCUUGAUAUUCCAUGGUUUAACUUACGUCAGUUGGUUAUUUCAAUAGAAAAUUUUCAAAAAUUCUAAGAUCAAUUUUUUUUCACAAAUUUUAUUCAUUGGUAUGUUAACAUUCAUACGUCGUGAAAUGUUGACGAUUUACCGAUCGAUAUUUUAUUUAUUUACGCUUCUUUACUCCUUUCUGUCUUUCUCCUUUUAUUCUCUAUCUAUUUUAC
Messenger RNA from Schistosoma margrebowiei, 717 nucleotides. The record is from the annotation of a GenBank genome assembly. Lineage: Eukaryota; Metazoa; Platyhelminthes; Trematoda; Strigeidida; Schistosomatidae.